Oncorhynchus nerka (sockeye salmon) is the source of this 4048-nucleotide messenger RNA. Its product is annotated as inward rectifier potassium channel 2-like. Gene Ontology annotation, cellular component: plasma membrane. Gene Ontology annotation, biological process: regulation of monoatomic ion transmembrane transport; potassium ion import across plasma membrane. Lineage: Eukaryota; Metazoa; Chordata; Actinopteri; Salmoniformes; Salmonidae. The transcript has 2 exons. Gene Ontology annotation, molecular function: inward rectifier potassium channel activity. The record is from RefSeq and is a predicted model, not a curated record. The coding region runs from base 453 to 1736 and encodes 427 amino acids.
UCAUUUCAUUGACAUGAGGCAGUUUCAGUUCUCGCUGUCAUCAUAACAAGAAGGCAACAUUAAAUCCAAAACAGAAACAAACGCUUUGAAAAGUGUUUACCAGCGGACUUAUCUUCUGGAAUAUAAUGUCAACUAACUUUUGAUUUUGUCCCGGUCUAUAAAUGUGCAACAGCAUACGUCAUUGGUGAGGUCCGGCUGCCUGAUGAGAGAGCACUACUCAACCCCAAGGACCUCUCCCUGGUUGCAGUCAAGCUAGAGGCAGUCGAAGACCGAGAGAGAGGCUUUGUCUCCUCCUCCCUCCUUUCCUUCGUCCGCCUCACUUCACCACCCCAUUUUCUGCUUGAGUUGGUCCCGUUAGUGUUUCAAAACUGUUUCUCCAACGCUUUUUCAAGAAACUCAGACUGUUUUCCAAAGCAGAAGCAGCGCCACAGCCCUCCCACCAGAACGAGGUGAUGGGAAGUGUGCGAGCCAACCGCUACAGCAUAGUGUCAACCGAGGAGCACGGUAUGAAGUUGGCCACCGUGGCAGUGCCCAACGGGUAUGGGAAUGGCAAGGGCAAGGUGCACACGCGGCACCAGCCCCAGAGCCGCUUCGUCAAGAAGGACGGUCACUGCAAUGUGCAGUUCAUCAAUGUGUCCGAGAAAGGACAGCGUUACCUCGCUGACAUCUUCACGACAUGCGUGGACAUCCGCUGGCGGUGGAUGUUUGUCAUCUUCUGCCUUGCCUUCCUCCUGUCGUGGCUGUUCUUCGGCUGCGUCUUUUGGCUGGUCGCCAUCUUCCACGGGGACUUGGAGAACGGCUCUCAGAAGUGCGUCUCCAACGUGAGCAGUUUCACUGCAGCCUUCCUGUUUUCCAUCGAGACCCAGACCACCAUCGGCUACGGCUACCGCUACGUCACCGACGAGUGUCCUGUGGCGGUCUUCAUGGUGGUCUUCCAGAGCAUUGUGGGCUGCAUUAUCGACGCCUUCAUCAUCGGCGCCGUCAUGGCCAAGAUGGCCAAGCCCAAGAAGAGGAACGAGACGCUGGUGUUCAGCCACAACGCUACAGUGGCCAUGAGGGACAACAAGCUGUGUCUGAUGUGGCGCGUGGGCAACCUGAGGAAAAGCCACCUGGUGGAGGCCCACGUGCGUGCCCACCUCCUCAAGUCGCGCACCACUGCAGAAGGGGAGUUCAUCCCUCUGGACCAGAUGGACAUUGAUGUGGGCUUCGACAGCGGAGUCGACCGUAUCUUCCUGGUGUCGCCCAUCACCAUCGUCCACGAGAUCGACGAGGACAGCCCAUUCUAUAACAUGAGCAAGCAAGAGCUGGAGACGUCUGAGUUCGAGAUCGUGGUGAUCCUGGAAGGGAUGGUGGAGGCCACGGCCAUGACCACCCAGUGCCGCAGCUCCUACCUGGCCAGCGAGAUCCUGUGGGGCCACCGCUUCGAGCCGGUGCUCUUCGAGGAGAAGAGCUACUACAAGGUGGACUACUCUCGUUUUCAUAAGACUUACGAGGUUCCCAGUACCCCGCUGUGCAGUGCCAGAGACCUGGCCGAGAAAAAAUACAUCCUGUCCAGCUCCAACUCCUUCUGUUACGAGAACGAGGUGGCGCUGACUAACAAAGAGGAGAUGGACGAGGGGAACGGGGGUAGCGUGGGCCCAGAUGUAACCCAGACAGACAAUAUGUCAGACUCAGAGCAUCACCAGGCCACUGUGCCACUAGAGUCCAGGCCCCUGAGACGAGAAUCUGAAAUAUGACUGUGCAGAGACUGCAGAUCACCUCACAGAGAAGAAGAUUCUGAUUAUAGAAUCCCAUCUAGUUGUUAUAAAUGGCACAUUGAGCUGAGCUGGGCCUAGUGUAAAGGACAUUGAGCUGAGCUGGACAUUGGGUAAAGGACAUUGAGCUGAGCUGGACAUUGGGUAAAGGACAUUGAGCUGACCUGGGCCUUGGGUGAAGGACAGGUUCAUGCCGACGGUACUGCUGUGGGAAGGGGAUAGCUGGGGACUUGUAACUUUUUUUAAACAAUGUAAUUGCAUAUUACAGCAAGCACAGCACUAUGAAAUACGUGCAGAUAGGAAGGAAAACUUUCUUGAAAAAGGUUCCCACAAGAAAAUGAAAUGUAUGUAUCACUUUAGCAUCUAUGUAUAGAAAUGAAUGUGCAUCUGUAUAACAUAUUGGAAUGGGUGUUAGCUACGAUGACUUGAAAAUAGCAGGCAUGUCUCUCUGUUUAUCUGUCCAGCAAAUCAUGAACAAGAUGAGAACAACGGUUGUAUUUCUAUUGUCUGCCUUGUAGUAUAUAAAACAAAUGCUGCUAUAAUCAAAUUCUCUACUUUCUCGUUUCAGAGAAACUCGAAGGGGAAAACUUGCAAAGAUGCCUACCCAUAGAGUAACAGAGAGAUUUAGAAAGUUCUGCUCUGUGAAAACCAAAUAUUAUUUUUAUUUAGCUAAUUUGCACUUUGAAUUGAUCCUGGGCACCCAGCUCCAAAGUACUCUAAAGUUUCGGAAUGUUAAUCCAAACAAUUAAAGAUGCAGUACAGCUUUGCAACGAAACCUUUUGCAGUGAAUGCAAACUGUUUUAGCCUUUGAAUAGACCGUCGUGUUGCAGUCAACUGGUGAUCUUUGGUGAAUUACAUCCAAGGAAAUGUAGCUCAAUGUAGAGAGACAUUCCUACUAUCGGAGAAAACAUACUAUGCAGCCAUUGUAAAGUAGUGCAAUAAAAACUGGAUCCAAUGAUCAAUUAGAGAAAUGUUUCUGAACUAUUAGCCUUCAUCCAUACUGUACGUAUCCAAAGCAGAUAUAUGGUCAUGUUGUAUGUGCUGUUGGUAAUGAGCCGGUCUCUUAACAGACGCACAACAUAACGUACAUGAAAGGGUCGUGCAAUGCUGGUCAAAUCAAUAGAAACUUGCCUGUUUUGUUCGAAGGAAAUUAGCAGGGUGGUAUUAGUAUUCGAAAGUGAAGCAGAACUGAACAAACAACACCGACAAGACAAGGGAGGAGGGAAAAUUAGCAUACGAAUGUUCUUUUAAAAAAAGUGCUGCUACGUUGUUGCAUUUUGUAGGGUUUGAUAACAGAAGACGCCAAUUAUUAUUAUUAUUAUUAUUAUUAUUAUUAUUAUUAUUAUAAUUAUGUGUCUCAUCCAUUUGUUAUAAGUGGUAGAAUUAGAGUAUAUUUGAAGUAUUUUUUUUUUUUUAAAUCAAGACAAAAUAUUUAUUUUCUAACCCGUGUAUACAGUGUAGAUGUUGCUAGAACUUAAUUAAUCAAUAUCACCGUGGUAACCGUCAUGAUAAACACAGUUAUAUGGCCCUUAUGAUGCCCGGGCUUCUGUAAGGUUUUUCCAUCGUUUUCAUAUUCAAAGCUAAACAUACAAGCCAGGUUCUAGGCCCUAGAUGAGACCAGUAGCAUGUUGUUAAGGCGAGAUGUUCAGAACAUAACAGUGUUACAAUACUUCUCUUUUUUAAAAUUUUAAGUAAAACAACAAAACAUCCAUUUUUUUUCAUAGUACUUUACAAUCGUCCACUAUUCUGCCAUCACAAAAAUAGCACAUCUUCACUUAUAGGCUCUUUAAAUAAGGAGGGAAUAAAAGACAGUACAUAUACCCCUCUGUCAUACCCUAUCUUUGCUGUUCAUGCAUUCAUAUUUAUAUCCAGAGUAGGUCUAUGGAUUGCCAUGCCUUGUUAGCAAAUAUCAUUUUAUUUUUCAUUAUAAGUUCUUUGUUGUUUUAACUAAGGAAUCUUGGAUUGGACAACAUGGUUUAAUAAGCCAACAGUACUGUAUCCCAGGCAUGUUAAUAAGGGUUAUUGAAAGCCUGUAGAGUUUGCAUUAUGACAAAUCUUUCUCCUAUUUCUUUAUUUUGAAUCAACGGUUAAAGGCCGUUAGGCUACAAUGACCCGUUUCUUGUACAUAGAACCCCGCCCUCCCUGUUCCAGUCAUUUUCUAUCAGAGUCUUCCAGUUGUACUGCAGAACAACGGAAUGUACAGAGUUUUAUAUUAUUCAUAAUAUUAUUGUUAUUAUUAUUGUACAAGCGAUUUAUUAUAUUGUUCUUUUUUUCAAUAAAACCUCAAUGAUCAA